GCCCGCCGCUUACUGGAGGCCGCGGCUGUAACGUCUGAGGCGCCGGAUUUGAAAGAGAAAAGAGCGGCGGCAACUUCCUGACGAAUUAUAACCCCUUUGCCUCGAUUGCGAGUUAUUAAGACAUGGCUGCCCAUGAAUCUGACGUUUGCAGCCAUGUAAGAGUUGUAGUCAGAGUCCGUCCUCCAAACGAAAAGGAGAAAGCGGCCAAUUUUACCAACGUUGUGCAAGUGGUUGAUAAGCACAUGCUGGUUUUUGACCCAAAAGUCGAAGAAGUGAAUUUUUUUCAUGGCAGGAGCACCACCAAUCGGGACAUGACCAAAAGGAAAAAUAAAGAUCUGAAGUUUGUGUUUGAUGGCGUUUUUGAUGAUAAUUCAACUCAGCAGGAGGUUUUCGAACAGACCACGCGGGUUGUGAUCGAUGGGGUGUUGAAUGGAUAUAACUGCACAGUUUUGGCUUAUGGAGCCACAGGGGCAGGCAAGACGCACACCAUGCUGGGCUCCUCAGGACAACCUGGGGUGAUGUAUCUCACCAUGAUGGACCUGUACAACCGAAUAGAGAGCUUGAAAGAGGAAAAGGUUUGCAACGUUGCUGUUUCUUACCUAGAGGUGUACAAUGAGCAAAUCCGUGACCUUCUUGCAAAUUCAGGUUCUCUUGCCGUACGAGAAGAUGCUCAGAAGGGAGUAGUAGUGCAAGGACUAACACUACAUCAGCCAAAGUCUGCUGAGAAUAUUCUCCAGAUCCUUGACUAUGGGAAUAAGAAUAGAACUCAGCAUCCCACUGACAUGAAUGCAACAUCCUCACGAUCACAUGCUGUAUUUCAGAUAUACUUAAGACAGCAGGAUAAAAGUGCCAGUAUUAAUCAAAAUGUCCGCAUUGCCAAAAUGAGCCUCAUUGAUCUGGCUGGCUCUGAACGGGCAAGUGCCACCAAUACUAAAGGUGAACGAUUACGAGAAGGCACAAACAUUAACCGCUCCUUGUUGGCUCUCGGAAAUGUGAUUAAUGCUCUAGCAGAUCCAAAGACAAAGAAGCAACAUAUACCUUACCGAAACAGUAAGCUUACACGGCUCCUAAAAGAUUCGCUGGGAGGAAACUGUCACACUAUCAUGAUCGCUGCUGUUAGCCCCUCUUCACUGUCAUACGAUGAUACCUACAAUACUCUGAAGUAUGCAAACCGAGCCAAGGAUAUCAAAUCUGCUGUGAAGAGUAAUGUGGUUAGCCUGGACAGUCACAUUAGCCAAUAUGCUAAGAUCUGCGAGCAGCAGAAGAAAGAGAUUGCCAUGCUGAAGGAGAAAUUGAUGACCUAUGAAGAGCAAGGGAUUCCAGAGCAAAGCAAGCAGAAUCAUGGGUCUACCACAAACCAGCAACAGGCAGAAAUCAAGAGGUGCCAAGAACUUCUCCAGUACAUUUUUACAAACCGAGAAGAAAUCCGGACCGAGUUCUGCAACCUGGAGAUGCGUCUGAAGCAAACAGAACUAAAGGCCAUUUACCAGAGGCAGUACCACGAGCAGAUUCAGAUGAUGUGCUCCCAUGAGCAGACGCUAAAGGCAACUCUGAAGAGGGAUCACAGACUGGAGGCUUUGAUGGCCAAACAGGCCAUUAUACAGAAGAGAAAACAAGAGGAGAUGAAACGUUUUGAGGAGAACACAAAUUGGCUCCAUCGUCUGGAAAAUGAAAUGAAAUUGCUGGGUCCGGACAAGCAGAUUCCAGUGGAGCUUUCCAAAGAUUUACAAUGCAGCCACUUAAAACUAGAAGUAAAAGAUUUGAAAGCUCAGAUUGAACACAUGAAUCUCCUCCUGUCUCUUCAAGAACGUGAAUAUAGAUACAGUGAAAAGUUGCUCAAUACUUUUCUACCUGCCUUCCGGAGGCAAUAUGAGAUGUUGCAACAGGCUGGAUUAGCGAAUGCCGUCAUAGAGUCUGAUUUCCAGGAACUCAAGCACCUGGUCCAGAGAGAGAAGGCCGUCGUAUGGGCCGACCAGACAAUUGUCGAAGUUCCGAACAAAGCUGAUGUACCAGAUAUUACAUCUAUUCUCUCCUUUCCUCAUCUGGCGUACACCCAGACAACGCCAUGCAGAGAGAAACAGGCUAAUAAAAAACAGCCCAUAUGCAGCGAAGCACCAAACGAAAUCGUGCCAGCUGCCAAGCCGUGCACUGGACAAGACAACGCCUCUUUGAUAGUCUUAAAGGAAAAUCUUCCUCCAAAGCCAAUAGAAGUUGUACUCCCUCGUAAGAGGACCAGAAGGAAACUGAUGGAUUCUCCAGAAGCUUCUGAGAAUGCUGGAGCCUCUAAGGCUGAAGAUUCGAUCAGCGAGGAGCUCAACCCCAUUGUUUACACCCCAGAAGCUUUUAAUAAAACCAUCACCAUUACCAAAGAGGUCGGGCAAAACCUGGAAAGUACCAGCAGCUUUAUGGCCCAUGACAAAGACGUCCAGAAGUUGGGUUUCACGUUUAACUUAAAGGCCGAAGGGGCUAUUAUGGACUCCACUGUUAUCCUCUCUGAGGCUAGCAGAAGUGUGAAACCAGAGGCUCAGCCGUCAACCAGCGUCCUGCAGAGAUUUGGGCUGCCAUCUUUAUUGGGCAAGAAUCUAGGAAAACUAAGUGAGAAGCCGUCCUACAUGGCAAUGACCUCAGCUGCAGAAAGAAAGAGAAAGUUAUUAAGUCUUGCAGCCGGCAGUGCCGUAAAAGAGGAGACUGUACCACUUCCUGUACCGAAACGUGUCAAGCAGGAGAUCCCCAUCGCCUGCAAAGCAAUGAGAGUGAAAAGGGCAGCAGGUUUAGAAAAGAACAAGGACAACAGUGCACAAAGACGUCUGCCGAGGAGUAUUUCGGAAGGAAGCCUAGCUGGCGCUAAGAGGAAACCUUUCUCAUUCCUUGGAUCAUCUCAGCAGCUUUUACAAGCCGCGAAGAGAAAAUAGCCUCCCGCAUCUGGAACGUAUUGUCUAGUUCAAUGACUAGAAAGCCUUGUCAUGUCUUAGAAAAAAAAAAUACAUUUUAUGUGUGCAGAAACACAGGGUGACUUACUUGUACGGGACAAAACCUAAUCGUGUCUUAAUGUGUUGCUCUUUUUUAAUAUUUUAAUAUAAUCCGUCCUUACACCAUGCAAAGUCCGUACAUGAGGAAGGCGCCAUCGGCGUUUGGUUGUAAGAGGUCUGCAUGGCUUUACUAGUUCUGAGAGUUUCUUGCAUUCCUGUGGAUGCCAUCUGUUUCCAUUAAUAUGCAUGGCCUGCGUGGAAUUCUAGUUUGGCUUUAGGAAGAAAAAUGGAGCCUUAAAGGAGUAAUCCGGCAGAACUGAUACUAUGUUUUACAUAGUGUAGGACCUGAGGGUUCACAGUAUGCAUGCUGCACCCCAUUAAUGGAGGGUUAUCCAGCCUUCUUAGAAUAGGCCAUCAGUAUUAAAUAGGUGGGAAUCCAACUCUUAGCACCUUUACCAAUCAGCCGUUUGAAGGGGCUGCAGCUCUAUACUAAUUUUAAAAGGCUGGAGAACCAUUUUUAUCCCAAUACUAUGCAUCUCACAGUAGAUUAGUUUUACAUGGAGUGUUCCUUUAAAGCAAGGAAAAUCAAACUGAAGGACUGCUGAUCGAGGAAGGUACAGUUAAAGGGAGCUUGUCAGUAGAAAAGUGUUAAACCAUGUGCAACGUCUGGUAGGGUGCCUCCUCAUAAUCCAGCAUUACCUGAUAUUCUGUAAUCCAGUGCUGCGUUGAUGAGAAGAUCAGUUUUUAAUCGGUAUGCUUAUGAGCUGUCAAGUGCAUUGGGGGCGGGCCGGAGCACCUCAGUGCACCCUCACACCAUUCCUUUUCUUUGCUAGCCCCUCCCUCUCAUGGAUGAUUCACAGGGCCAGUCUUCUGACACUUCAAUCUUAGGCCCGCGCCGUUUGUCACAACCCACGUGCACAGUAAAGUUCUUUUCAGCCAGGGCAGCGUGUUUUGCUGCGCAUAAUCCCAGUAUGAAAUGAAUGGAUCAGGAGUGAGAUGACAAUUUAGAAGCCUGGCCCUGACAAUCAUCAUUAAGAGGGAGGGGCAGGGAAAGAAACGGAGCUAAGGUACGCCAUGGGGCUGGGGACCGGACCUUGGCGCCCUUAACAACUAAUUUGCAUAUGGAUUAAAAGCUGAUUUUUCUCAUCAAUGGAGCGAGGGAUCAAAAUUUAAUAGGUACUAAUGACCUACAGUGAGAAAGACCUACCAGGCAUUGUGUCUGGUGUCACGCUCUAUUUCCUGCUGACUCCCUUUAACUUCACAUGAACUUUGUGUAUAUGAAUAAUAUUAUUUUGUGGACAGACAUGAUUGCAGUAUUAGAAUAUCUGAUCUUCUAAAGGUCUGUACAGUAAGUACUUAUAUCCUUUCAGAUCUUGCG
Molecule: messenger RNA, 4347 nt
Organism: Bufo bufo (common toad)
Lineage: Eukaryota; Metazoa; Chordata; Amphibia; Anura; Bufonidae
Gene: KIF18A
Product: kinesin family member 18A
Exons: 18
Coding region: 123-2912 (929 amino acids)
Biological process (GO): mitotic spindle organization; microtubule-based movement
Molecular function (GO): microtubule motor activity; microtubule binding; ATP binding
Source: RefSeq, a predicted model, not a curated record